Melanaphis sacchari is the source of this 1636-nucleotide messenger RNA. Its product is annotated as neurotrimin-like. The transcript has 10 exons. Gene Ontology annotation, cellular component: neuron projection. The coding region runs from base 81 to 1385 and encodes 434 amino acids. The record is from RefSeq and is a predicted model, not a curated record. Lineage: Eukaryota; Metazoa; Arthropoda; Insecta; Hemiptera; Aphididae.
AAUCACAUGCCGCGUGCAUUGCGUGCUGCUUCCUUGUCAGCCUUUUGGGGGCCGACGUCUAUGCGAUUGAUUCAACAGGAAUGCCAAAGUUUGGUGAAGAUCUGAAUAAUGUAACGGUGCCAGUUGGCCGAGAAGCUAUAUUUGUAUGCAACGUCGAAGGAUUAGCAACUUACAAGGUUGCUUGGCUGAGAGUGGACACCCAAACUAUAUUGACUAUUCAUAGUCACGUAAUUACAAAAAACCAUCGGAUCGCGGUAACACACAGCGAUCAUCGAAUAUGGUAUCUUCAUAUCCGGGAAGUUAGGGAAGCUGAUAGAGGAUGGUAUAUGUGCCAAAUUAACACCGACCCAAUGAAAAGUCAACAGGGUUACUUGCAAGUGGUUGUACCUCCGGAUAUAUUGGACUACCCGACCAGCACCGACAUGGUAGUGAGGGAAGGAGGUAAUGUCUCAAUGCAGUGUGCUGCUUCCGGAUUUCCUAAGCCCAGUAUUACUUGGAGAAGAGAAGGUGGCCUUUUGAUAUCUUUAAGCCCCAAUACAGAAGUAUCCACAGUGAACGGGCCGUGGUUAAACGUAUCAAAAGUUAAUCGCUUACACAUGGGUGCAUAUUUGUGCAUAGCGUCUAACGGAAUUCCACCGUCAGUUAGCAAACGUAUCAUGCUCAUCACACAAUUCCCUCCCAUGAUAUGGAUACAAAAUCAGCUCGUUGGUGCGCAAGAAGGUCAAUCGGUCACUUUGGAAUGUACGUCCGAAGCGUUUCCCAAAUCAAUCGAUUACUGGACAAAAGAUAAAAUGACCAUCAUAUCAAACGGCACCAAAUACCACACGGACCUUAAGUAUAACGUAUACAAAACGUACAUGAAACUGACGAUAAUAUCGGUAACGUUGUCCGAUUACGGCACGUACCAGUGUGUUUCGAAAAACUCGUUGGGCGACACAGACGGCACUAUUAAGCUUUACGCGGUACCUAAGCCAACGACGACUACGACAACGACAACGACGACCACUGCUGCACCUACAACUACUACGAGCACUACUACCAUGACUAAAGUGGCCACCACGGUGAUCGGUGGCUGGUGGACGACUGAAAUACCUAAAAAAUCGUCGAAAUUCAGCGGAAAAGCUCCCAUCAACGAAGUGGACCGGAGACCAUCGAAAAAGACCGGAAAAUACCAAGACGCCGAGGCGGCCAAUAACAAGAAGGACGAAGGAGACCAACGUCAGAGUUCGCGGGCAGCAGCCGCAGCCGCCGCCGCCGCCGGCGACAACAAUGGGCGGCCGGCUUUGAGCAAAAAGCAUAAAAACGGAUCUACCAGCGUCCAUCCCGCACUAAGUAUGACGGUCGCAGUUUGGAUAAUAAUAAUACAAAGGAUUUUUUCGUUAUGAAUUCAUACACUACACAUAUAGCCGCCGCAACCUGGGCGAAAAGACACGAUGGAGCGGGCGUAUGCGACACCACUGCUGCAGCACGCCACGAUAAUGAAAGAAAACUAAGGGUAAAAAGGCCCUUUUCGUUGUAAAAAUGUAUAUUAAUGUUUUAUACAUAAUAUUAUUACAUUAUGAGAUACUACGUAACGCGUGUAUUCCGUUAUUUUUUUUCUUUAUUAUUAUUAUUGUUAUAUUUUUUUUUUUUUUUU